AUGGAGCUAACCAACAGCCCCUGGAAAGCCAUCUUGAUUACAAUAUACACAGUAGUGCUCCUUGGAGGGGUAUGUGGAGCUAUCACCAUAUCAUUUCUCCUGGUGAAAAUGAAUACUUUAUCGGUGACCACGACAGCAAUCAUAAAUCUGGUGGUAAUUCACAGCCUUUUCCUUGUGACUGUGCCAUUCCGGCUGUACUACUACAUCACAGACAAGUGGGUCUUCGGACAUCCCUUUUGUAAAACUGUGAGUGUAAUGAUACACAUCCAUAUGUACCUCACCUUUCUAUUCUACCUGUUUGUUUUGGUAACCAGGAACCUUAUUUUCUUUAAGUGGAAAGAUAAAUUGGAGUUCUACAGGAACCUGCACGCUAUGGCAAGCAGCAUAGCUAUAUGGAUUCUGGCUGGUGUUAUCGCUCUACCGCUCAUUUACCAUCACUAUGGGAAAACUGGGGAUUAUAACAGCACCACCUGUUUCACAUUCCACCAGGAGCUAAAAGAAAACUCCGUGAAAGAACUGAACUACAGUGUCAUUGCUCUCAUGGUUCUAAUAACCUGCGCCCUUUUGGGCUUGCAAGUUUUCAUCAUUCUCAAAGUGGUCAAGAGGCUAUCAGGAUCCAUUUGCUCACAUCAAGAGUUUCGGGCCCAGCUAAAAAGUCUGAUUUUCAUUUGGGUCAUCAUUUUUUGUUUCCUUCCUUACCACUUUUUCCGGAUUUAUUACAUUCAGAAAUUUGAGGGCAGUUCUCAGUUGGAGAUUUACAAUGAAUUUUGUUUGAGCAUCACCGCAGUCAGCUGCCUUGAUUUGUUGUCCUUUGUGUUAAGUGGAAGCCAGCUCUGGAGGCGACAAGGAAUGGUCAUUUCAUGCUGUUAAACAGCCAUCUGCUACAUCGUAACGGCGUCUCUUGCUGGAUAGGAGAAUGGUAUAUGGCUCAGAUUCAUCGUUUUUAGGCAUUAUGCAUAUUUUACAUCCCUGGAGGCAUGCAAAAAUGUUUUCUUUACUACAUUUCAUGGA
Sphaerodactylus townsendi is the source of this 1011-nucleotide messenger RNA. It is a transcript of the gene GPR141, whose product is annotated as G protein-coupled receptor 141. Gene Ontology annotation, biological process: G protein-coupled receptor signaling pathway. Lineage: Eukaryota; Metazoa; Chordata; Lepidosauria; Squamata; Sphaerodactylidae. The coding region runs from base 1 to 870 and encodes 289 amino acids. Gene Ontology annotation, cellular component: membrane. The record is from RefSeq and is a predicted model, not a curated record. The transcript has a single exon. Gene Ontology annotation, molecular function: G protein-coupled receptor activity; oxysterol binding.